Hyaloscypha bicolor E is the source of this 1837-nucleotide messenger RNA. RefSeq lists its product as uncharacterized. The record is from RefSeq and is a predicted model, not a curated record. Lineage: Eukaryota; Fungi; Ascomycota; Leotiomycetes; Helotiales; Hyaloscyphaceae. Bases 448 to 1722 code for a protein of 424 amino acids. The transcript is spliced from 6 exons.
ACGUUAUCGUGAUGGCGCGCUCAGACCCUUGCCGAUGCCAUCUGAGAUAGAUAUUCUCAGUGGAAGCGGCGAUGCUGCCGACGUCUUUUCUCAACUUGCCCGCGAGGAGCAGUGGCUGCGAUUAGCGCUUUUGCAAGUCGAACUAUUCGCUGACGACGAUAGAGUACGGCCGUUUCUUUCGAAGCUGGUGGAUCAAGUCAGUAAGCGACUGAAGAGGAGAGCUACUGCGCCUAUUGGGUACCUGCCGCCAUGGGGUUAUCGAUGUCUCGAUCACUUGCUGGAAAUGGAUUGGGCGGUUGCAAAAAAGAAACUUGGAUAUUCCUGGGAAGAUCUUAGGACAAGAUUCAGAGCUCUUACGAGAACUGUCGUUACUUCCUAAAAUCAGAUCUCUCGUUCUUCGCAUCCAGAGACUCAGCAGAUCCAUCUUGGAUACAAGGGCACUGGGACAUGGACUUGUCGAGCAGCGUAUGCUCGUCUUUCUUGCAAGCUGCAAAACUGCUUCAAAAGGAUCCUGACAACUCUCAUAACCCUGCAAACACGCUAGGUAGCUUAGAUCUUGGGACUAUCUCUCUCAUGAUGUCCAGCCUCGAAGCAGCCCACGACGUUCUUCAUCCUCUACAAAGAGAUUCAGGCUUCCCGUGGAAACAGAACCUUGCAGAUCGUGCCCAUCACCCUCAAUUUAUGUCUACGUCUUUGGCCAUCCGUGAUGGCAAAUUGGAUCAAACAAGACUCCAAGGACGGAUAAACGCGCUCAAGAAUCAAGAUAAGACGAACCCUCUAGUUUCUAGUAAAGUUGAUACUUUCAAGGGUCUCGCUACCAGCGUUCCAAUUGUUUGGAAUGAAAAAGAUUUGGACAUUACAGAGGGUGAGGUUCGGAUCGUUGAUUUCCCGUCUAAGACGGUGUCUCACUCGAAAGCCGAUGUUAUUGAGCUGCUCAAAGAGAAUCGUGUUGAUCGGGGUGCUGCUUAUAGAAUCAUCGCAGUUGACGUGCUAGGGAGAACGAAAUUAUUGAAUGCCUACCUCCAUUUUGCACACGAGGAUGCUUGGGACGCAGUAGUUGAUUAUUUCGGGUCAGCGUCGCUUUUUCGGGGAUUCACCGAUAUACUCCACGACGAUACUAAAGAACUCUCUUGGAGGAUGUCCAUUAACAUAGCGCAUAUCAUUCUUGAGCCUGGCACAGAGAGGGAUACCACCGAGCCUCGAGACCGCUGGAAGCCACCGAAAGAUGUGGUCUCUGAUAAAGAUGAACGAGCCUUUCGAAAUGUUUGCUCGACCAUUUGCACUACCGGGGAUAGGCUCGGAGAAUUCUGGACUUGUUCAUUCUUAGGCCCCUUUUGUAAGCCUAAAGAGGGUCAAAAGAAGAGUAGUCAGUCACCUGCACAAAAGGGCAGUGAACGCCAGAGGAGCAGUCAAUCGCAAUUAACAAUCAAGGACAUGUCUACAGGCAAGGACACAGGACACCAGUCAUUACUGGUCUUUGAUAUUGAUAAAGUCACAAAGAUUAAUGAGAGAUAUAAAUUCGACAAAUACAGCGCUAGAAACCUGGUAUUUAUUGUUCAACUCACCCGCCUUAUCUGGAUCUUAUCGGGAUUGUAUGAAAAUGUUGCUCAAUAUCUUGAAGACACAAUGAAGCUAGAGGCCAGCGAAAAACUAGAAAGCUGCUGGCGUAACCGACAUACUUCGCAAGGUUCUCUGGGGUAUCGAGUGGCUGGAAAAACUUGAAUGGAGCAUCAAGUCUGCCGAGAUUGCCAUAAACGAGGCAAUCAAUUACGUAGAAAGGAAUGUGUCUAAGGUAAAUGUUCAUCAAUCCCAUAAAUCUGUAAAUCAAGAGGUCACA